GGUAUGUGGCAAUAAUAGCGUUCACGGAAGAAGAUACGCCUUGAGAGUGUUUUCGCUUCAAUUUCACAUUUGAGACUGGUUAGUUGAAGACAGGUUGUGCUAGCUGGAGUGAACAGACACCGAAGGAAAAACAAACAUGAGUUAUCCCCCUUAUGGACCACCCGGCGGUUACCCUCCAGCAGGUGGAGCCUACCCCCAUGGUCAGGGUGGUUACCCUCCGGCAGGGGGCAUGCCAGGUGCCCCUUCCUACCCUGCAGCCCCAGGUGGUUACCCAGGUGCACAGGUGAGUAUGCCCACACCUGACUCAGCUUCAGCAGCAGCAUAUGGUUCCGCCCCAGGAGGACUACCCUACGCCCCACAGCCAGGCGCUCCUGGUGGGCUUGGAUUUGGUGGCCCAAUGCAAGGUGGCCCACCCCAGGUAGCGAUGCCAUCAGGCCCCAGUGCCGGUCAGCCAACAUACCAAAUGCCAGGACAGCCAGGAGGGUAUCCUCCCCAGGCCUACAAUGCCCCCCCACAACCAGGCUAUGGACAACCCCCAGCGGGUGGCUACCCAGGCCAGGCCCCAGGAGGAUUUCCAGGUCAGGCCCCACAGCCAGGGUAUGGUCAGCCUCCUCAGGCUGGGGGCUAUCCUGGUCAAGCCCCUCAGGCAGGAUAUGGUCAACCGCCCCAGGCAGGGUAUGGUCAGGCCCCCCAGGCAGGUUAUGGUCAGCCAGCAGGGUAUGGGUCAGCCCCAGCUCCAGCAGGGUAUCCAGGGUCAGCUCCAGGAGGCCAGCAGCCACCAGCAGCAGCUUAUGGAGGCUAUGGAAAUCCAGGAGCUGCAUCUUCAGUAUAUAAAGUUAAGGAAAAUGGAACACUGAGACCAGCUGCUAACUUCAAUGCUGAGACAGACAGCCAGAAACUGAGGAAGGCCAUGAAGGGACUUGGUACUGAUGAGAAGGCUAUUAUUGAUAUUCUGGGGUAUCGCAGCACAGACCAAAGACAGCAAAUCAAACUGAUGUACAAGACUUGCUUCGGCAGGGAUCUGCUUCAAGACCUGAAGAGUGAGCUGAGUGGCCAUUUCGAGGACGCCUGCAUCGCUCUGUUGUACACACGAGAAGAGUAUGACGCCUACGAACUGAGGAGAGCCAUGAGGGGAGCUGGCACUGAUGAAGCAGCUCUGAUAGAAAUUCUGUGUACCAGGAACAACAAACAGAUUCUGGCCAUGGUUGCUGCUUACAAAGCCAUGUAUGGCCGAAAGCUGGAACAGGAUAUCGUCAGUGAAACAUCAGGACAUUUCAAGAAGCUUCUCGUCUCCAUGACAACCGGCGGCCGGAUGGAGAACCAGCCUGUAGACCAGGCUAAGGCCCAGCAGGAUGCCAAGGCACUGUAUGAGGCAGGCCAGAAGAGAUGGGGAACUGAUGAGAACACAUUCAACCGUAUCCUGGCAGCACAGAGCUAUGAGCAGUUGCGAGCAGUGUUUGAAGCCUACAGUCGAAUUGUCAACCAGGACAUCGAGAAGGCGAUCGUAUCAGAGAUGUCGGGGGAUCUGGAGAGAAGCAUGCUCACGAUUGUGAAGGUCGUGAGAAACAAGGCGGCCUAUUUUUCAGACCGACUCUACUAUUCUAUGAAGGGUGCAGGAACUGAUGAUCGUACACUGGUUCGAGUUGUUGUCACGCGGGCUGAAGUGGACAUGGUUCAGAUCAAGGAGGAAUUUGCAAAACGCUUUGGGAAGACUCUGGAGAGUUUCAUCAGGGAUGACACAUCAGGCGACUAUAGAAGAAUUUUGAUGGCGCUCGUUGGAGCCUCACGAUAAGCCUACAACACUUCCUUGAUUUAGCUACAUGCUUCGGAUCUAACACUCUUGCUCAAAUACUGACCAAAUGUUUUGUUUUGUUCACCUCUGGGUGGCACACAUUGUGAUUUAUCUCUGUUAUGACAAAGAGAUCAUUCAUACUAAUCACCUUCAUUUGAUUACUGGGUUUUCAAUAUGAUGAUGGAAAACACACUUUUAUCUUUUUGUCUUGUGAAAUCAUGUUAAUACUGGCACAUGAUUUUUGUUAUCACAAAUGGGAAUGAACCAAGCAUUGCAUCUUUUGUUUGUGUGUUACAUAUAAUAUUCUAGUUUAGGUUAUAGCUGUUGUCAGUAUUGUUUAUGAACAUGAUCAAGAGACAGUUCUUGGUAAAGCUGAGAGAUGCUUUGUCUGGGAAUAGACAUGUUUAUUCAGUUUUGUUGAUGAAUUCUUUAAAGGAAUGUAAGCAUUUUAUGUAAUCCUUCCAAUUCUUCCUCAAUGCCAACUGUUUUCUCUACCUCCAUCCAUCGGUGUCGACACACACAAAAAAACAACCACGCCUCCCUCCCCUUCCACCCACACCCGCCUUCGUCACCACCUCAAUCCACUCUCAUCUAUUGCUCCUCAAAACCCAACCCCCCUUCCCCACAACCUCUCAUCUCUUCCCCUCAACCUCCCCCUCCCUCCUCCCACCCACACCCUCCUUAGACACCACCUCAGUCCACUCUCAUCUCAACCCCAACCCCCACCCCCUUCCGACCUCACCCACACCCUCCCUCACCACCACCUCAGUCCACUCUCAUCUAUUCCCCUCAACCUCCCCCAUGCACCCACACCCUACUUCUCGUCCACCUCAGUCCACUCUCAUCUAUUCCCUCAACCCCAACCCUCUCCUUCCACCUUCACCCUCCUUCAUCACCACCUCCUCAGUCCACUCUCAUGUAUUCCCUCAAUCCACCUUCACCACCUCCAGCUCUACCUCCUUCAUCACCACCUCAGUCCACUCUCAUGUAUUCCCUCAAUCCACCCACACCCCCUACUUUGUCACCACCUCAGUCCACUCUCAUCUAUUCCCUCAACCCAACCCCUCCCCUUCCACCUUCACCCUCCUUCAUCACCACCUCAGUCCACUCUCAUGUAUUCCCCUCAAUCCACCCCACCCUACUUCAUUCCCCUCAGCCACCACCUCAGUCCACUCUCAUCUAUUCCCCUCAACUCCACCCCCUCUCCCCAUCCACCCACACCCACACCCUCCUUCAUCACCACCUCAGUCCACUUUCACCUAUUCCCCUCAACCACCCUCCCCUCUCACAACACGGGUAGACACUGCAUGUCAUAUCCAACUAAUUUACAGUUCAUUUUGGACAAGUUGUCAAGUAAAAAACUAUAUUUAGUGAAAAAGAACUACAGACUCGUGACCAUGUCUGUUCCGGUGACACCAUGCUCUGUUCUCUGUACAAUAAAAUCAAAUAUAUUACCGAAGUCUAUGUAUGUGUGGCGGCAAGCGUCAUUUGUUAUGUCUCAUUAUAUCCAAUCACUGUCAUGUACUGUUAACCAUUGCAUAUGUCUGGAACUAAUGGAAAAUUAAUAUCAGAAGCUGAAAUUGUUUCAUACUCUUUUCAUCCACGCACACUAUACACAGAAUUGCUUGAUAGAACACUGUAUACCAUUUUAUGACAAAGCAUUUAAAUAAUGGAAAAAAAAUCAGAGAAUAUAUGCAAGCACAGAGUUUGUUGUGAUAUGCUCCUACAGAAGCAAAUGUCUCUAUUUCUAAUAACAGUAAAGAAUGUGGUUGUAACAAAAUCAUGAUUGUCAUUUUUGGUUAAAUAAGACAAACCUGCUUUCUGUUUAUCAUUGGUGGCAUGUUUUUUUACGAUUUUAUAACAGAAGAAUAUAAAUACAUUUAUAUACUACUCAAAAGACGUUAGAGAUCUGUGGAUUCUUUCAUAUUAUUGUAGUUAAUUGAGUAGUAUAUUUGAAAAUAUGAAAUCCAUGUCCAACUUACUAACAUGUCACAGUUGCCCUCUUAUCCAGUCUCGCCCUUCUGACCUUACUACACUGAUAAUACCUUGAUAGAACCACAAGAUGUUCAUGAUAGGAUUUGUUCAAUUUGCUAUCUUAAAUUUGACUGCUCGGUUUUGCUUUGUGUUGUGUCAUGUUGUGUUCUGUUGUGUUCUGAAGCUCCCUUGCCCACACUCUAACCUGGCAGCAUGCCAUCACAGUCAUCAUGAUCAGGAGCCUGUUCUCGCAGUUUGUCUCAAGUUUGUUACUGAUGGUUUGAGAGAUGGAGAUUCUGCUACUAACGACUUGUCGUUUCAGCAAUGUACCCAUGAUGAAUACACAAUGCCAUUAUAGAAAGUGGUCAGAUGUAACCUGUUAUAUUUGGGAUUACACUUUCUCAGUAAAGUACAUAGUACUUUUGUUGGGUUGAUUCCCAUCCAGGAUUCAAACCCUCACUCUCAGGCACCUAAUUGUUAAUACCGUACACAAAGUCAGCAAUCUAACCCACUCAGCCACCGUAGUCUUCCACAGACAUGGAAGUCUGACUCUGAGAGUGUGGGUUCGAAUCCCGGACCGGACUCAACCCAACAAAAGGACUUGAAUCUGUCCUUUACUGAGAAAGUGUAAUUCCAAAUAUAGCAAAUGUACCCACGAUGUGAGCUGUAGCUAUCUCUGUGUUUUGUCUUUCACCUAGGAUGACAUCUCGGGUGACUAUAGGAGGAUCAUGAUGGCUAUGGUUGGCGGCGUCCCAUAAAGAAAUGUACGUCAGCAUCCUAUCCCACUGAAGGUCAUUUGCAUGCAUAUUUCAGCAGCUGUUUGGACUAUUGUAGUGGCAUUAGCAUUGACUCUUUCAGGGUAGAAUCACAUGCAUAUAUCUCAAAAUCUUGUCACUUUCAGCAGUACUGAAAUUCAGUGUAACACGUAAUCAAAAGUUUACCAAUAGACAAGGAUUGUCAGGUAAUUUCAUAGGAAUGUCUGGUGUUCUUCAUGUGAAGGAUAUAAACUAAUAACACUGUUAACAUACUAUUAACUUAAGUUAAAGGACACUGGAUGUUUUCAUUUGACUAUCAUUAUCUGUGAUGCCAUGAAAGAUAGGGCAUGAUAAUAUGAAAAAACAUUUUCUGUCCUCUUACUUAUAUUGAGUAGUAUCAAGUCAUUUUCAGAACUUUUUAUGUCACUGGUACAUUAUUGAAUAUGUUUAAACAGAAGUUAAACAUCUAUCUGGCAACAACUUUUGAAAAUGUGAUUUGCAUGCAUGGUUUCCCACUUAAGAGAUGUUUUUGUUAAAGUAAGAUUUAAGUCCCAAGCAACAAUGGUUUGGUGGGGCAAUGCUAAAGAACUUGGUCUAUUCUGAAUACUAGUAGUUAAAAUGAAGGUAUGAGUUAUAGUUAACAGUUCCAAAUCAAGACUUAUUUACUGGUAGUCCAAAGUGAAUCUCACUAAUGCCUGGCUAUUGUGCUUAUUACAUUUGAUAAUCUGCAGCUGGUGAAGAUAUUUUGUGGUUCACAAAUAAUUGCUGACACAGCAGAAAGCUUCUCUCGCUUUUAGUUUAGUUUUCACAGUCACUCUGUCUAAUUAUGCAAAGAUUAUUUGUUGGUUGGUUUACCCUGUAUAUUCUUGAUAAUAAUGAUUAUCAUCAUAGUUAUUAAUGACAUGCUGACUACAGUUGAAACUUUACCAAAAACAGUAUCUGCUGAUAUUUACGAUGUAAGUGCUGAUGGCGUGACCGUUUCAGCAUGUAUCCUGUGUCUGUCCAUUUACAAAUUCUGACAUUAUAUUCCUGUAUGCCUACUUUUUAAUCAGCGUUGCAGAAAUAAUUAUUAAUAUUUUGACACCAGUUUCGUUGAUAUUGCAAAAUGAGUGCAAGAACAUUCAAAUAUUCCUGUAAUCAAGAAUCUGAAAAAUUCUGGCUAUGCUAGGAUGACUACAAUUCUAGCAUAUCCAUAGUCUUUUGUGGAAUAUUUGGACAAUUUAUGUUGUUUAGUUGGGUGGGAACUCAGGCUGCUAACUAUAAUGGUUCCACAUUUUUCUGAGAGUGAAGUUACCAAAGCUUAUCUAAUGAAUUAGCUGGAAGUGUAAUUAUAUGUGUUUGUUUAAAUUUGUAUCCAUCAUAUGCAAAUUAUGUGUAUUUGUGAUUUGCCCCCUGAACAUUUUUAUCAAAUUUAUUUAUCCAUAAAUGUUUUCCAAUCAAGGUAUGAUCCAUUUGCAAUUGUUUGAUUGUAUAAAAUAUCGACAAAUAUAUAACAGUCCCUGACCUUCCUUAUGGAGAAUAUGUGUGUUACAUUCUACCGUUAUGAAAGUGCCUUCACUGCUCUUUGAAGUGAUAGAAGUGGUCCAUUUCACAUCAUGUACAUUUGGGAUCUUCAGAAUGGUAUGUCCUGUUAUCUCUAGAAGUUUGAAAUCUGGGUUGAGAAUGUAUUCACAAUAAUGAAUAAAUUGCUGUCCUGAGUGAUCUUAGGAUCACACAAUGUCACCGGUCUUGUAGAGGCUGUUACACAAGGUAUCUUAGCUGUAUGUCUAUCGUAAGUCCAUGUUUAAUAAAUAAUCCUUUGUCCCUGAUUGAGAGCUUAUAACAAACAAACUCACAGUUAUUUGGUGCAUCACUGCAGUGAGAUGUGGGUUAACACAGAUCUGACGUACUUUCUUUUACCUUUACCAUAUAUCUGGCCUUGCUGCCAUUUGUCUCUACUGUUUCAGCCAGUAUCAUUAUGCCAAAAUAUGCCACAGUGAAAUACCGUUCCUGUUCAACUAUAUCUUCAGCUAAACAUAAGGGCCCUGUCUGAAUAUUGACUUUGUCAGUAUCUGAAUGUUGUUUGUUUAUGUUGUCAAUCUUUACCUGUCACUUGAACCUUGUCAAUAUCAUGUUAAUUUCAAAUCUAUUUCAACAGGUAUCAUGUUUUUAUGGUACAACCCUGACACUUAAAGAUCUCAAUUCAAAUGUCAAUAUCUGUUUUGUUCAUUAUGCAAAUUGACACAUAAAUCAAAGGGGGUUUUUCCUUUGUAGAAAAAUGAUACCUUCUUGUUUCCCCACUGUUUUAUUUUGAUGGACUUGUAUGCCAGAUAACAUUUUUUUGUAUAAUCAAUAUAACUGCUUUACCAUAUCUUUCAUCUAAAACUACUUUGAAGAGACCAGCAUAUAACACAAGGGACUAUCAUGCUUCCUGACGUUGAGAUAGUAGAUUAAUACAUCAGGGAUAUAAUAAUGAAGUUGUGUUUUCAGCAGCGUACAGAGUCAUCCAUGUUAGAAUUGUGUAAUUGUUCUAGAGGGUUUGAAUAACUGUGUGCUCAUGAUCGUUUCAAGCUGUACCGUCCAGUGAUGUAUUGUGGUAUCAUGAAUUGGGAUUACACAUGGUCAGAACUCAGUGUGAGGCUUGCAUGCUUCUGUCUUCACACUGGCAAUAACUGGAAUGAAUACGACCAGGUGUGUUUGAGAAUGGUGAGUUGCUUGUUCAGCUGAAAAUUACAAACUUUUCCAAAAUGAUAUUUUUCGACUAAUGUAUUUGUAUUUCUGUAAAUUAUUAGUUUAUAAAACUGUCAGUAUUUGACAUGAAAUGAUUUUCUACUCCUGAAAUAUGAUCCCUUUGAAGGCAAUCUAUUUUCUGUCACGUCAGUGUAUCCUUAUAUCUGUCACGCAAUAUUACAACACGAAUUUGUGUAUUAUUUAUUAUCCUAAUUUUAAACAAGAACAAAAUAUGUAUUAAAUGACAAUUUACACAUGAGAUGUGAUCCAUCGGACCUUGUCAUAAGACACUUCAUGUCGUACUAAUGCGCGUUAGGUAAUUAUCAAGUCAUAUAAACUACUUGUCAAUUUCAAUUUUAAGUUGUUGAUAGCCUGUCACUCACCCUAUAGUGUAGUCAGUUUCUGUCUAUGUUUUAGCCACCUUUAUUAUGAAUCUUUAUCUAAAGGAGUGAUUUUCUGUUAAGAGUACAUAUUGACUUCCAUGUUGAAAACGUUUGUUAUUAAUCUAUCUCUAUCAUUACUUGUCUGUUAGAAUUUGUAAUUUAUUAUUAAUCUUGGAAAUAAAACUGUAUACACCUUCA
Molecule: messenger RNA, 7811 nt
Organism: Haliotis rubra (blacklip abalone)
Lineage: Eukaryota; Metazoa; Mollusca; Gastropoda; Lepetellida; Haliotidae
Product: annexin A4-like
Exons: 16
Coding region: 137-1792 (551 amino acids)
Cellular component (GO): cytoplasm
Molecular function (GO): calcium ion binding; calcium-dependent phospholipid binding
Source: RefSeq, a predicted model, not a curated record